This is a messenger RNA of Perca flavescens (yellow perch), 1212 nucleotides long. RefSeq lists its product as uncharacterized. Gene Ontology annotation, cellular component: external side of plasma membrane. The coding region runs from base 598 to 1212 and encodes 204 amino acids. Gene Ontology annotation, biological process: positive regulation of T cell proliferation; T cell costimulation; cell surface receptor signaling pathway. The transcript has 5 exons. Lineage: Eukaryota; Metazoa; Chordata; Actinopteri; Perciformes; Percidae. The record is from RefSeq and is a predicted model, not a curated record.
UUUUCGCUUAUUUUUAUGUUUUUGUUGGACACUUCAAACUCCAACUCUUCAUCAUCACUUUGUUCAUCAUGUCUUUUUUUACGUUUUUGUUGCUUUUUAAACGCAUACCAGUCGCUUUUUCUAUGUGUCUCUGUGACUUUUUUCUGACGUUUUAGUCGCUAUUCUUCUCAUUAUUGACGCCUACACUUCCCAUAACGGACCUGGGGGGACUCGGGUUUCUCAGACUCUAGUCCUGCCGUCAGCAGCCAGGAUCAGAUCCCAUGUUCCUCCCUCGAUGUGGAUGACCGUAUCAUACCAACCCGUUGAUGAUAGGCCUAAUGUGUUGCAGCGUGUGGUCGGCUACUGGGAGGACUGGGAGCUUUAACCAAACACUACGAGAGAGAAUCUGAGACUGAAUCCAUUAUUACUGUCUGGGACCUUUCAGGAUUCUCACUGGGAAUACUGGGACUUCGUUUUAACGGAUUUUAGAAGUUGCUGCUUCUCUCACUUCCCAUAGGCUACUAAAAACAAACAAAUCUAACUUUUCGCAACUAUUCUAGUUGAUUCUAACAACAAGAUGAAUAUGCUACUACUGAGCCGUUUUCAAAAGUCGAUUGGAUGAGUUUCAGGGAGAAGAUGAUCUGCAGCAUCCUGCUGCUCAUCAUCCUGACCUCCUGUGUCUCUGGAACAAUAGUAGUGAAUGUGACCCAGACCUCCUAUCAGGCAGAGGAGAACCACCACAUCACACUGGAGUGGACCUUCACAACCAACCCUCACACUUCCUCCAACAAUCUUUUAAUCUUCUGUCAACUGUUAACUGAUCUCAGACACUCAGUCCUGUUUAAUCUCCAUAAAGGAGUUGAGGUCCCAGAGUCUCAGGAUGAACAGUUUGCAGGACGAGUCCAGUGGGACAAAGACGUCCUCAGAGAAGGACGACUCAGACUUCAUGUGUCCAGACUCAGGACAAAUGAUUCGGGACUGUACCUGUGUGAUGUGCUCACAAGGUAUGAGAGUAACUCUGGUAGAUGUUGGCUCAAUGUCACUGCAGCUGCUGAUGAGCCCAAACCUCAGAGACCAACAGUGAGACCAGAACCAGAGAGUCGGGGAAACAUCUGGAGCCUCUACGCUGGACUGGGAUCACCACCAGUGACAGCAGCAGUGGUAGCAGCAGUAGUGACAGCAGCUCUACUGGCUUGCGUUGCCAAACACCUCAUUUUGUUUGAGUUUGUAUGA